CGGCGGAAGAAGAAAGCAGGCUUUUUUAGAGAGGCUACUAUUUGCUCCGUCGACGUGCGAAGCGCCUUAAAAGAUCCAUCCCGACGCUUGAAGAGGGCAACCGGAGAGGGGGGAAAUCCGAACCCUAACCCUAACCCGAGAGAGAGAGAGAGAGAGAGAGAGAGAGAGAGAGAGAGAGUGAGAGAGAAUGGACGCCAUUAGGAAGCAGCUCGACGUGCUCAUGGGGGCCAACCGCAACGGGGACGUGAGGGAGGUGAGCCACAAGUACUACGACCGUGACGUCUGCCGCCUCUUCUUGGCCGGCCUCUGCCCGCACGACCUCUUCCAGCUCACGAAAAUGGAUAUGGGUCCUUGUCCGAAGAUUCACUCCUUGCAGCUGAGAAAGGAAUAUGAAGAGGCAAAAGUAAAAGGUGAUCAUAAUUUUCAUAGGGAACUUGAGGAUAUGAUAGAAAGACUUAUUGUUGAGUGUGAAAGGAAAAUUCAAAGGGCUCUAAAGCGACUUGAGGAUGAGGAUGCUACUGCUGCUGUAGCAAUAUCCGUAUCUAAGGUUACUCAGACACCUGAAGUCAUGGAACUGUCGAAACAGAUAAAGGAGAAACUAAAAGAAGCUGAUGUUUUUGAUUUCGAAGGAAAAACUGAUAGUAAAAUGCAGGUUUUAGAAUUGGUGGAAGACCUCAAAGGCCAAAGAGCUGACAAGCAGUCGGUGCUUCUUCUCGAUGCCUUCAACAAAGACAGGGCUUCUUUGCCAUUGCCAAAUCAGAAUCCUUCUCAACCAGCAUCCUUGCCUGUUGUCAAUCCUCCAGAUCGUCAUACACAGGAAAUGAUCAAUGAAAAACUUAAGAAAGCAGAGGAUCUUGGUGAGAGGGGACUGAUAGAUGAAGCCCAGAAAGCUCUAGAAGAAGCAGAAACUCUGAAAAAGCUGGGUGCACGGCAAGAGCCAAUCCUAGAAUCAUCAAAGUAUAGUGUUGCUGACGUACGAAUAACAGAUCAGAAGUUGCGUGUAUGUGAUAUAUGUGGAGCAUUCUUGAGCGUCUAUGACAAUGAUCGUCGCUUGGCUGAUCAUUUUGGAGGAAAACUUCACCUUGGCUAUAUGCUAAUCCGUGAAAAACUAGCAGAACUCCAGGUGCUGGUAUAAUGUUUCGCAUUCUCCAGUAAAGAGUUACGAUUAUUUUUGGCAUCAGUGAGUUUUCUUCCCUCAAUUGAAAAAUCACCACCAUGUAGUUAUGUUGAGUUUCUGUCUUCACUUCUUUUACUUGGCUAGUACAUUGUCAUGUGGGAGGGUCCCUUUGAAGUAGUGGACAUAUAUGGACUCAGAGAACUUCAUUCCUGUCCCCCGUCACGACAACUGCAAUCACUUAAGUCAAAGAAACUGUAAGCAGAUAAACAGUAUGUAGAGCAUAUUAAAAUUGGCAGCAUAGCAUUGUGUUUUUUCAUUUUGAUGUAACUGCUCACUUAUUCCUGACCUUGGUUCUUAUUUGUGAUUUUGGGUUGGAAACUAAGCAACAUUGCAACAGUUGUUUGGUAAAUUAUGAGCAAUUUUAACAAUAACUGUUUAUAUGAUUUGAAUGUUGUUUUUAAGCAACUAAUUUGCCUAGUUAGCAAAGGUUUUGGAAUUUACAAUGUCAUAAUGUGAUCAUCUCAUGCAAAGGAAUUCUGGAAUAGUUAUCCCUUAAUGUUAUAUGUUCUUCCCCAGUGGAGUUUGUAGAUCAUUAAUUCACUGCUUCUCAUUCAUAUAUUACAUGACAUGACAUGGACAUGGUAUUCGUUUGCAUGCAUUACUAAUGAUUUUAUAUAUGAAUACAUGUUUUGUAAAAGUCAUGAUCAUCAUUCUUGUACUACAUGUAAAUUGUAAAGGAUUAAAAUCAUUCACUAAGUACCUCGUAUUCAUAUACCAAACAUUAAGGAGAUAUUCACAGUAAUAGUAAGAUCCAAGCAAAUAAUCCAUAUUGAUAUAACUCCUGCAACAAUAACAUGUCAUUAAUAAAUCUAGAUGAUGCAUAUGCUGGUGUUAGACUGGUGUCGGACAUGAAUGCUCCAAGCAUUUGAUGUGGUUGUGAUGCAUUAUUUCUCAUUUCUGAUUGCAUCCUGAAUUUCUCGUCAAAUGUGUCCAAGGUUAUCUUAGAUGAUGGUGUUAUUAUGUGACUAGGAGAAAUUAAUUGUUUACUACUAUGUUAUCAAUUAUGUGCUGUAACCUUUGGUCAUUCUACUAUUCUUCCGAGAAUUCUUAAUUGUAGCUGAAAGUAAAUAUAAAGUGACACUCCCUGAAAGUGGUCAAUGUCAAAUUAUUUAGUUUAUGAAUGCCAUCCCAGAAGUCAUUUUCAUAGAAAUGGUUAGAUAAACUUCUAUAACUUAUUUGCACUUUGAUGACUUUGGAACAUGGAGAAUUGAACUCUGUGGAGUGGACUAUAACCAUAGCUGUUUGUAGCCUGUGAAUUAUGUGAUAU
Musa acuminata AAA Group (dessert banana) is the source of this 2444-nucleotide messenger RNA. RefSeq lists its product as uncharacterized. The coding region runs from base 188 to 1135 and encodes 315 amino acids. Gene Ontology annotation, cellular component: U1 snRNP; U2-type prespliceosome. The record is from RefSeq and is a predicted model, not a curated record. Gene Ontology annotation, molecular function: mRNA binding. Lineage: Eukaryota; Viridiplantae; Streptophyta; Magnoliopsida; Zingiberales; Musaceae. Gene Ontology annotation, biological process: mRNA splice site recognition. The transcript has 11 exons.